UUGCAGGUGAUUCAAGAAGGUCGUUUUACCUGCGUGUGCCCAAAAGGCUUCAAAGGAGAUUACUGUGAAGUAAACGUAGACGACUGCGAGAGGAAUAAAUGUCAGAAUGGAGCAAAGUGUAUUGAUAUGAUAAAUUCCUAUCGAUGUGAGUGCGGACCAAUGUUCGGUGGAAAGUACUGUGAGGAGAAGUUGGAGUAUUGCAGUAAAAGACUAAAUCCAUGUGAGAAUGGUGCAAAGUGUCAUAGAGUUGGACCAGAUUACAGAUAA
Strongylus vulgaris is the source of this 267-nucleotide messenger RNA. NCBI's taxonomy places the organism in Eukaryota, Metazoa, Nematoda, Chromadorea, Rhabditida, Strongylidae. The record is from the annotation of a GenBank genome assembly.